Molecule: messenger RNA, 612 nt
Organism: Dibothriocephalus latus
Lineage: Eukaryota; Metazoa; Platyhelminthes; Cestoda; Diphyllobothriidea; Diphyllobothriidae
Source: the annotation of a GenBank genome assembly
AUGGGUCAGUGCACGUCAACGCCGCAUAAAUUUGUAAAACGCUUCAAUCGACUCAAGAGCGAAGACCAACGUGAAGUAUUUCGUUUGCUAACACAAAUCUACGAUGUUAGCGUUGACGGAUUUCCCAAAGAUUUUGUGGAUAAGAGCAUAAAUACCGUCUCGGGAUUGUUUGACAGCGCAUCUAUUGCUCCGACACCAGGCCUGGAAUACAGACCGUUCCAAAGGCUACGACUCACUGCUGAUCCUCUGUCAUAUACGACUGGCUUUUUUUCAGAAAAUGAAAACCCCCCGCCUGAAUCGGAAUUGAAAACACCGACAAUUCCCGAUGAGAACUUCCAUGAAAAUCAGUCUGAACCACCAAAUGUUGGAGAUAUGAAAUCGACGGCAAAUAAUUCCAAUUCCCUAAAGCCCGAGCCCGAUGCGAAGUCAGAAACUAAUUCAGGUCUUUCUGCAUGUACCUUCACCAUACCCUUAGAAUUCCAGGGCUUUAUGGUGGACAAUUGUUGGACCGCGGAAAAACGUUCAUCACCUCGGCAGCUGGAAGAACCUCCAGAAGGAAACACUGCUUCCUCCAGAACAUUUCCCACUGCAGCUGAGAAAGCCCAGCUAGUG